AUGGCCGCUUCUCCACCACCAACGAAGUUCGCACAGCUAUCGUAUCCAGCAACGGGCAUCCUGCUCGUGACCUUUGCACGUCCCGAAAAGCUAAACUGCAUGGGUGCAGCGGACGUUGUUGAGUUGACGAACGUCUUUCGUUGGUUCGAUGAUGAACCAUCCUUCAUAGUGGCCAUCGUCACCGGAGCCGGCAAGAAAGCCUUCUCCACCGGAGCGGAUCUCAAGGAAUGGCAAUCGAGUAUAUCUAAUGCAGCCAAACCUGGCGCUGGCCCUGGUGAUGCGCCUGGUGCAGUACCGCUGUCAAACCGGAUGGGAAAGAAGCCAAUAAUCGCGGCGGUCAAUGGCUUGGCAUUGGGUGGUGGCUGCGAGACGGUGGUGAACUGCGAUCUUGUCAUCGCCGCCGACACAGCUUCGUUCGGCUUGGUCGAGGUCAAACGCGGUGUUGCGCCUUAUGCUGGUGCUCUUCCACGGCUGAUCAGGACUCUGGGCCUGCAACGAGCAAGUGAAAUGGCUUUGACCGGAAAUUAUUACUCUGCACAGCAAAUGAAGGACUGGGGAAUUGUCAACAAGGUUGUACCUCAGGCCGACGUUGUCAAGGAAGCAGUCAAGUAUGCCAAGCUCAUUGCUGAAAACAGUCCAGACUCGGUCAUCUGUACCAGAGCUGGGUUGAGGCAGGGUUGGGAAACUGCAAGCGUUGUGGAAGCAACCUCUCUGACUGGCAGGACUCAGUGGGCUGAGCUUCAGAAGGGAGUGAACAUUCUGGAAGGACUGAAAGCAUUCAAAGAGAGAAGGCGGGCCAUCUGGAAGCCGUCAAAGUUGUGA
This is a messenger RNA of Cladophialophora yegresii CBS 114405, 822 nucleotides long. Its product is annotated as transcriptional adapter 2-alpha. The record is from RefSeq and is a predicted model, not a curated record. Gene Ontology annotation, biological process: fatty acid beta-oxidation. Gene Ontology annotation, molecular function: enoyl-CoA hydratase activity. The coding region runs from base 1 to 822 and encodes 273 amino acids. Lineage: Eukaryota; Fungi; Ascomycota; Eurotiomycetes; Chaetothyriales; Herpotrichiellaceae. Gene Ontology annotation, cellular component: mitochondrion. The transcript has a single exon.